UGGACAGGAGAGGACUUCAAGAGUGAAGUGAAGCUGUAGACAAGACGAGGAAACCUCUGGAGUCAACACCCGUCGUCUAGACAAACAAGACAACCUUGACUCUCACCUACCCGUGUCACACACACGUGAAAACUUGUGCAUGUGCACAGACUUUGCGCACAUUUAAAACAGCAACAUGUUUGAGGAGCAGGCGACCAAGGUUAAGAUCACUUCUGUGGUGAUUGUGGUGGGCAUGGCGACGAUGCUGGCGGCGGUGGUGACCGACCACUGGGCCGUGCUCAGCCCCCGGGUGGAGAAGCUAAACGCCACCUGCGAGGCGGCCCACUUUGGCCUCUGGAGGCUCUGCAAGAAGAUCAUCUUCAUCGUGGAGGAAGACCCUCAGGGCAAAGGCUGCGGUCCCAUCAGCCUACCUGGAGCACAAAACUGUUCCUACUUCAAACACUUUACCUCGGGGGAAGAAGCUGAAGUUUUUGAAGUGAAGACACAGAAAGAGUACAAUAUAUCAGCAGCAGCCAUUGCCAUCUUCAGUCUGAUCUUUAUGAUCCUGGGCACCAUCUGUGUCAUCUUCUCUUUCGGGAAGGGACGGGACUACCUGCUCCGGCCUGCUGGGAUGUUCUUCGCCUUCGCAGGUCUUUGUAUUAUCAUAUCUGUUGAGGUAAUGCGCCAGUCUGUCAAACGCAUGAUUGACAGUGAUGAGACCAUCUGGAUUGAAUACUACUACUCCUGGUCCUUCACCUGUGCCUGCGCCUCCUUCACGCUGCUCAUCCUCAGCGGGGGUGCCCUGCUCCUCAUCUCCAUGCCCAACAUGCCCCGUAACCCCUGGGAGACCUGCAUGGACGCCGAGCCGGACACAUUAGAUUAGCCACAGGUGAUACAAUGUCUGAAAGCCUGGGUAAAAAGACGAAAAUUACACCUACACCUUGAGCCCUUUAACUGAUGUUGUCCUAGUUAUUCCCACCUCCCUUGUCCAUUGAGCUUAGUUCAUGUUAGUAAGAUAUUAUAAUCAACUUGGAGAGACUUGUGAUAGUUAACCAGCCGCAACAAAAACUAUGAAUUUCACCUUAUCUUUACGGGGUAAAGCAGUGAGAAUAUGACUUGUUUGGAAACCUCUUCCUUUUUGAGGCGUUCAAGACCAGAGGAAUGGUUAAGUAACAUCUGAGACUUAAGAGUCAUCUGCCGAGCGGAACCAAAACCAAACGUAUCUUUUAUACAAAGUCCAUGUGUGCUUAUUAAUUGUUUUUGGGCUUUGGUUUAGUGAGUUUAUGCCAAACAAACAAUGCCAUACUGAUAGACAAUCAAAACUGUAAUGUUAAAUUGUUUAUGGUCAAUCAGUACGAUUAUCUGUCCUUCAAAUUAAAGUACAAUUAUUUUCCAAUCUCUGUUAAAUACUGAACAAUAUAAUUGUAAAGAACAAAGUAUGUCAACAAGCAGACCAGACACGAUUAAACCUCAAGACUUAAAUGAUUCAAUACAAAAGACCAGGCAAGUUUAACAAAAGAAAGACUGGUUUGGAUUGUACCACACAGAUAAAAAUGGUGAGCUAUUGAACUGAAAGGCUGUCUUUUAAGUGCAGCAGUGGGUCGUUGUAAUGGCUUUUUCUCACUUCAGCCUCUUCUUUUCUCAAAGGACUUUCUAAAACCAAUCUAUACCAUUGAUUGUCCAUAGAGGAACACUUGCCAGAUACUCCAGUGUUGAUCAGUCGGUUAUUUCAGGUCAAUGUUCAGGACCUCUGGUGUCUUAACCUCCAAUCCACUAUUGUCCACAGCGUUUGCUAAACAGCAGGGUUAUGCUUUAAAUGUUAAGAAAAGUUAUCUACAUAAAAAAAUUAACACAUAUAAAAAAAUGUCAUAACAUAAAUCUUAAAAAAAGGUUUUGGUGGGUUUUAAUAAAUGUACGUGUUUGUGGCAAUUCCAUUUUCAAUUGCAAUUUUUUAUUAAAUUGUGUGACUUUAAUAACAGCAUGCUGCUUAAAUGUUUACUUGAAAUAAAACAUAUAUAUGAGUAUGAAAUGAUAAUCUUUUCAUUUAAGGGUUGCCUUUGAUUUGAAAAUGGUACCUUAAAGCAUUAAGAUUUGAUCGAGUUGCAUAUUAUAUUGGACCUAUAUUUAACUUAAAGGUGGGGUAGGUAAGUUUGAGAAACCGGCUCGAGAUACACUUUGUGUUAUAUUCCAUGGAAUGCUCUUAACAUCCUGAUAACAAUGAGUAUCUUAAGUGCUUUGACAAAAAAUCCA
This is a messenger RNA of Gymnodraco acuticeps, 2229 nucleotides long. RefSeq names its product calcium channel, voltage-dependent, gamma subunit 1b (gene cacng1b). Gene Ontology annotation, cellular component: L-type voltage-gated calcium channel complex; membrane. Gene Ontology annotation, biological process: regulation of calcium ion transmembrane transport via high voltage-gated calcium channel; calcium ion transmembrane transport. The transcript is spliced from 4 exons. The record is from RefSeq and is a predicted model, not a curated record. NCBI's taxonomy places the organism in Eukaryota, Metazoa, Chordata, Actinopteri, Perciformes, Bathydraconidae. The coding region runs from base 176 to 862 and encodes 228 amino acids. Gene Ontology annotation, molecular function: voltage-gated calcium channel activity; calcium channel regulator activity.